AUGGACGAGCUAAACACCAUAUAUGGUGUUGCUAGGGUGCCUCCAUUGGGAAACGUCGGUUUACAAAGAGUUCAGUUAAAAAAUUUGCAGCCGUUCAUGAAUAAGAUUUUUAUUGUCGGCGUAAUAAUAGCAAAGCAGAAACCAAAAUGUUUUAAAGACGUAAAGUCAGCCGGUAACACGCAGAGAUGUGUUUGGAAUUUUACUUUGAGAGACUCCCCGAAGGAUUAUAUAAAUGUAACGUAUUGGGGGUCGUCCGAUGAAGUUAUUCCUGUUGCCGACAAAUUUCAAAUUUCAAGUGUUGUGGAAGUGGUUAAUCCUAAAAUUAUGGUUCGCAAAAUAAACGAUUAUGGCGAACAAUUUAGGCCAAUGGUAACAUCUCCAUAUUCCUUAACACUUAAUGAAGGGUCUGACAUAUUUGAAUAUGCUGGUCAGACUGUAAUGUACAAGAAUUUGCUGAAGCUUCCAACAAAACCAAUAGCAGGAUUUGUACCUUUAAAGCAAAUCCAUAUAAAUGGUCGACGUUUAAAAAAUGAAUAUGUUGAUGUACUAGGAGUUCUUAGGGGGAGUAGACCACCGAGAAACGUUUCAGGACCGAAUUAUUCAUUUCAAGUUAUGGAAAUUGAAAUUUUUGAUUGCACUGCUCCCAGUUUAAAAAUUUCUCUUACUGACAACGAAAAUAUUAUCAGGGCGACAUCGUGGAUCCCAAGAUGCACUGUAAUAUUUUUCACCGAUUUAAGAGUUACAUGGUCAGAUUUUGAUAAGGCUUUCACUGCAAAGUGUACUAGUCGUUCUAUAAUUACUGAAAAUCCCGUUUGUAAAGAAACUACACUCUUGUUGAAUUAUGCUAAAAAUGCACCCAUUGACACUUAUGAUAUUCUUGAUCAAAUGAUUACUGCAAUUCCGGAACCGAAUCAAAUUCAGGAUAUUAUGAGUGUGAAACAAGUGCAAAAUAAAAUUAAUUUUAUAUUGCAAGGUUUGUCCCAAGAUACACAGUUUUCAGCUUUGUUAUACGCAUUCGUAACUGAUAUGGACUUGGAUGGUCAUAAUACAGUUUUUAUAAAAUGUGGUAUGUGUAGAGCGCAGGUUGGCUAUGGACUCUCAUGCGAAAACCCGCAAUGUGACAGUAUAGGCAUAGAACAAUUGAGCUUUGAUACUAAUUUUGACUUGAGGAUUUGUGUAUCUGAUCAUACUGGUACAUUAUUGAAUUGCUAUUUUAGGGGUAAAGCUGUUGAAAACUCGUUUGGUUGCAAAGUACAAGACUUCCUUUUAAUGAGUGACGAUCAGAAGAGAGAAUUAAAAUGGCAAUAUAUUUUGGAAAGAUGUGCGAUUAGAAUUUUUGUAAUGAUUAAUAGAGGAAGGCCCAUAAUUUCUAUUGUUAAUAUAUCCAAAGAGAAUGAAUUGAGUGUAGCUCAAAAGAUACCUGUAUAUUAAGAAGUAACAUAAAAUAUUGUAUUAGCAGUUUAUUUACUUAAUAAAACUAUUAUUUA
Molecule: messenger RNA, 1487 nt
Organism: Aethina tumida (small hive beetle)
Lineage: Eukaryota; Metazoa; Arthropoda; Insecta; Coleoptera; Nitidulidae
Gene: hdm
Product: meiosis-specific with OB domain-containing protein
Exons: 8
Coding region: 1-1431 (476 amino acids)
Biological process (GO): resolution of meiotic recombination intermediates
Molecular function (GO): single-stranded DNA 3'-5' DNA exonuclease activity; single-stranded DNA binding
Source: RefSeq, a predicted model, not a curated record